This is a messenger RNA of Akanthomyces muscarius, 1188 nucleotides long. RefSeq lists its product as uncharacterized. NCBI's taxonomy places the organism in Eukaryota, Fungi, Ascomycota, Sordariomycetes, Hypocreales, Cordycipitaceae. The transcript is spliced from 2 exons. The coding region runs from base 1 to 1188 and encodes 395 amino acids. Gene Ontology annotation, molecular function: pyridoxal phosphate binding; catalytic activity. The record is from RefSeq and is a predicted model, not a curated record. Gene Ontology annotation, biological process: biosynthetic process.
AUGGCCCAUCCUUCCACUUUCCCGGCUGAGCAAUGGCUAGCUCGGUGGCGCGGGACGCCAGGGCUACUCAACCUCGCCGUCACAUACGCCUGUCCAAUAUCGAUUGACGACUUGAUCAGUUUAUCGACAGAAGACGAUGACGGACCAGUCAUCACCAGCUCAAAACUCGGCUAUGGCAGCAUCAACGGAUCAAGCGAGCUAAGGCAGAGCGUGGCCAAGCUCGCCAGCGGGCAGGAGACUCGUCUUACAGAGGACGAUGUGAUUAUCACACAAGGAGCCAUCUCGGCCAACUUUCUCGUUCUGUACGCGCUCCUUGGCCCAACUGAUCAUGCAAUCUGCGUCUACCCGGUCUAUACGCAGCUCUACUCUGUGCCCGAGACUUUUGGAUCCCAAGUAUCUUUUUGGCAGCUCAAGGAGGAGAACGGUUUCAUCCCCGACGUGCAAGACUUGAACGAGCUCUUUCAACGCAACACCAAGAUGAUCAUCCUGAACAACCCCAACAACCCAACUGGUGCCGUGAUACCCGAGGCCGUCCUGCGGGACAUUGUCGAGAUUGCAAAAGCGCGGGGCGUCAUCGUCUUUAGCGACGAAGUAUAUCGGCCACUAUUUCACGAGCCGGAGAAUGCCCCGCCACCGAUUACGACGUUUGGCUACACGAGGACGCUCGCCUCCGGGUCCAUGUCCAAGUCUCUGUCGCUGCCGGGCAUCCGGAUCGGGUGGGUGGCCUCGCCGGACAAGGAGCUCAUCGCGGCGUGCUCGCGGCGCCGCAACUACACAACCAUCAGCGUGUCGCAGGUCGACGACCAGAUCGCCACCUACGCGCUGUCGCCCGCGGUGCAGCCGGCGCUGCUGCAGCGCAACAUUGGCCUGGCGCGCCGCAACCGCAGGCUGGUGGCGGCCUUUGUGGCCAGGCACGCCGACCGCUGCCGGUGGGUGUGCCCCGGCGGCGGCACCAUGGCCUGGAUCCAGUUCCGCGGCGCGGCGAGCGGCCGGCCGGUGGACGACGAGGCUUUUUGCACGCGUGUCGUCGACGAGUGCAAGGUGCUGCUGGUCCCCGGGUCGCACAGCUUCGGCUGCGGCGAGGACUUUGCGGGCUACGUGCGGCUGGCGUACGUGUGCGACACGGCCGUGGUGGAAGAGGGCCUCGCGCGGCUGAGCAAGUAUCUAGAGGAGCAUCUGCAGGACUGA